Molecule: messenger RNA, 1720 nt
Organism: Phaedon cochleariae (mustard beetle)
Lineage: Eukaryota; Metazoa; Arthropoda; Insecta; Coleoptera; Chrysomelidae
Source: the annotation of a GenBank genome assembly
AGCGUUCAAGUUCACUGUGAGUUAUAUGAUUGUUAUUUUACUUGUUUUGUGUUAUUGUUAUCAAUCGAAGAUACUUUUCAAGAUUUCCUGAAGAUAAAAUGCAGCCAGCAGUUGCCAAAAAUUAUACUCACAGCUUCAUCAGCAACCCACAUUGUCUUCGCUUCUAGAAAAAAUGCAUCAUGUUGAUGUCCAUUAAAAUAUAUUUCUUUGUGGAGAAAUGGAAGAUCCAGAGAAAAGAUUUGAAUGUAAUAUUUGCAGCAAACGUUUCAAUUCGAAACAGGGUAUGAAAAGGCACAUGUUAUCGCACACUGGUGAGAAACCUUUAAAAUGUGACAUUUGCAGCAAACUAUUCACGACGAAACGAAAUUUGCGCAAUCACAGUUUUUUGCAUACGGGUAAAAAACCCUACGAAUGUGAAGUUUGCAGCAAACUUUUCAUCACGAAACAGUGUUUGAAAGGGCACAUCAGUAUUUCGCACAGAGGUGAAACACCUUUCAAAUGUGAAAUUUGCAAUAAGAUAUUCACCGCGAAACAGAAUUUGCAGAAGCACAGUAUUUUGCACACCGGUCAAAAACCUUAUGAGUGUGAAAUUUGCCACCAGAAGUUUACCGCUGGAUAUGGUUUGUUCAAGCACACCAUGUUGCAUACUGGUGAGAGGCCUUACGAAUGUCAAACAUGCCACAAAAAGUUCACCACUAAAUGGAACUUGGACAAGCACAGUAUCAUGCACGACGACGAAAAACCAUACGCCCACGAAUGUGACAUAUGCCAUAAAAGGUUUGUCUAUAAGCACAGUUUGACCAGACACCACUUUUUGCACACUGGUGCGAAACCUUUCCAAUGCGAUAUCUGCCACAAGACGUUUCCGUUCAAGAGAACUUUGGCACAACACAUAAACCAACAUACCGGUGUGAAACCUUACCAAUGUGAUGUUUGCAACAAGAAGUUUGCAUUCAAGAACGUCUUGACUAGGCACAAUAAUAUGCACGCUCGUGAACGCUCUUCCAGCUGCGAGAUUACCCAGAAAAAGCUUCCCAACAAGGACUAUUCAAAAGAGAAACAUUCUGUGCACCUCGAAUCACACAAAGUGACGAGCGAAUUUGACAGUGAUGUCAAACAAGAAUGUGAUAACGAAAUUGAGUAUUCUGAAAUUAAAUUGGCACCGCAAGGAGUCGAAAAACCAAUAGAAACGAAAGAAGAAGAGGAAGAAGAGAGUGAGAUUUGCCAUGAAACAUAUUCCAACGGGGAAGAUUCGAAUUUACACCCUGAAUCACACAAAGUGAAGAGUGAAUUUGACAGUGUUGUCAAACAAGAAUGUGAUAACGACAUUGGGUAUUCUGAAAUUAAAUUUGAACCGCAAGGAGUCAAAAAACCAAUACAAACAAAAGAAGAAGAAGAGAGUGACAUUUUCCAUGAAACAUAUUCCAAUGAGGAAGAUUCAAAUUUACACCUUAAAUCACACAAAGUGACGAGUGAAUUUGACAGUGUUGUCAAACAAGAAUGUGAUAACGAAAUUGAAUAUUAUGAAAUUAAAUUGGCACCGCAAGAAGUCAAAACACUAAUAAAAACAAAAGAAGAAGAAGAGGGUGACAUUUGCCAUGAAACAUAUUCCAAUGAGGAAGAUUUGAAUCGCACAAAGUGAAGAGUGAAUUUGACAGUGUUGUCAAACAUGUUACUUAUAUAGAUCUUGAAUAUCGUGAAAUAAAAUUGAAAAAUCUUG